AUGGCCGGGGCUGAAGGCGAUGGGGCAGCCUUCGCUCCGCCAGCCGUCGGCUCCAGGGUCUCGACUCUGCUGGGCACCGGCAAGUGGGGCGCCGCGGUGGUGGAGCCGGCAGAGGGCGCCCACGCCCACUUGCCCUUCCGCCUGCGCUACGAGACGGCCGGCAGCAUCGACUGGGUGCGGUUCGUGAGCAGCAAUGUGCUGGAGGUCUGGCACGUGCCCAAGGCCCGAGGCAGGCAGGGCCCAGGGCAGGGGCCAGCGGCCAGGGCACCGCCGCCGAAUGCCGCCACCGAGGUGCGCCCCUACUUUGUGAUGCCAGAAGAGGCCAAGACCAAGGGGAGGCCCUGCGAAAAGGUGGUACGCCUGCGAGAGGCAGCAGAGGCAGCAGCAGAGGAGUACGAGCAGCAGCAGCAGCAGCAGCAGCAGCAGCAGCAGGAUGGCGGCGGGGGCAGCCCUGCCAAGAGGCGACGCCUUGGGUCUGGUUCUGCUGCGGCAAAGCUGCAGGCGGCAGGAGCUGCAGCAGGCAGGGGGACUCUGGAGCCCAGCGAUGGCAAGUCCCGCGCAGCCAACGGCAUGCUGUCGCCUGGCAUGAGGCAGCGCCCUCAGCAGGCCAGCCCAGUGGCUGCAGAGGCAUCGGAGGCCGCAGUGGCUGCCGACGCUGCGGAGCAGGCGCCCGCCAGCCUGCAGCAGCCGGGGCAGGGGCUCCUGCAACAGUCCACUGCUGCUGGAUCGGCAGGGGACAUAGACGCACCUUUGCCCGCAGCAGCAGCGGCGGCAGCAGCAGCCCUUGGCGCAUCUCUGCUGCCAAAGCGCACAGCGGUUACUCAGCUGGGCGGCACAAGCUUUGUGGCUCUGGCCACGGUGCCCGUCGAUGAGCCGCCGGACUCGCCGCCCGGCUCUGCAUGGCGCGACAAGCGGCGACCGGCAGCACCUGGCAGCAAGCGAGCUUCAGGCGGGCAGGGCGAGCACAGCCAUUCGUCCCAUAAGCGCCAUAAGCAGCAGCAGCAGCACCGCCGGCACGAGCGAGAGCAGCCUGCAAGUCGCAACGCAGAGCAGGUGGCUGCUGGCCAGCAGGCGCCUGGGGAGGGCGCCGUUGAGCCGGCGGAGCAGGAGGAGGAGGAGGCACCUGCUCCGGAGCCUGCACCAGAGCGGCCGGGCGAUGUGGCUUGCCGCCAGUUUGCGCAAAUGCUGCCGGGGCUGACUCUCUUCAGGGACAGCAUCAAUGUGACAGCGGCAGCGGCCAUCACAGCAGGCCAGCUGGGCGCGUGCAAGGAGGUUGUGCGGUGCGUGCUGGAGCACAUGCGGCAGGAGGCGGCGCCAUCUCGCCGCAUCACCUUCUUCUACCUGCUGGAUGCUGUGCUGGGGCACUCGCGCAGGGAUUUGCCGGGGUGCGGCCCCGAGUCGGUGGUUGGCACCCUGUUCCCACGCACCGUCGGCGCCGCGCUGUCCCAGCUGGUGGAGCUGCUGGGGUCCAGCCUGGAUGGCGCACAAAAGGUGUUUGCAGAGCUGGGGGCGAUGGAGCGCACGCUGACCCGCACCUGGCUGCCGCCGGUCAAGCGCGGCGUGGAGGCCUCCCUUGUGCAGCGGUCCCUGGAGAUGCUGCGGGACCGCAUCGCGCAGCACGAGGCAGCCUGGGGCAGCGGCGACACGCUCGACGACGGCGGCAACGGCGGCGGCGCGCGCGCGGCUGGCGGGCCGCUGGCGGGGAUGCCAGAGGGGCACCAGGGUGGCGGUGCCGACGGCGGCGGCAGCAGCGGCGCGGGCGCGCCGCCGGGGAGGCAGCGCCUGCUGGAUGAGGCCUGGCUGCGGCAGCUGGUGCGCAAGACGCCCUUGGCGGCCGCACCCAUCAUCACCUUUGAUGGCAGCAGGGUUAGGCUGACCCACACCUGGCAGCCGCCCGCCUGGCCAGACUAUGACGCCCUGCCGCUGCCGCCAGGCGCAGCCCAGCACCAGUACUCGCACCAGGUGGCCGUGGGCACCGCUGCCGCCGCGGCCGCGCAGGCCGCGGGGGCCAGGCCGGAGGACGCGAGCCCCUGGCAUGCCACCCUGGCCAGCUGGGCGGGCGCCGAGGGCUGGCCCGCACACCCGCAGCAGCAGCAGCUUGUGGCCCUGGGCCAGCAGCACCAGGAGCACCUGGCGGCGGUGCAUGCGGCACAGCUGGCGGCGGCCCAGCAGGCGCGGCGGCUGAUGCUGCAGCAGCAGCAGGCGCGGGGCCAGAGCACGGCGGCGGCGGCAGAGGCAGAUGAGUUUGAUGCCGGGCUGUUCAAGGAGGCAGCGGGCGGCGUGGGAGCCUCUGCUGUGGAUCACCAGCAGCACCAGCCCGCCGCGCUGCUGCUGCCAGGCAUGCUACACCCGUUUGGCGACGUGGCGCCCUGGGGCGCGCCGCAGGCGCCGCCGCUGCCCGACCAGCCACCGCCGCCGCCAGACGACAGCUGGGGGGGGUAUGGGAGCGAGGAAGACGACUUUGGGCCGCCACCGCUGCCGCCGCACUCGCCCCCUCGUGAUGAGUACGAAAUAGACGUGGAGGGGGAGUCCCCGCCUCCUCUGCCUCCAUCAGAGGACGAGCAGGACUGUGCGGCGCCGCCUCCGCUGCCGCCAAGGGGCAGCAGCCCGGCGUCGGCGCCGCGCAGCGGCGCGCAGCAGGCCGCGCCGGGCGCGGCGCUGACACCGCCAGCGGCGACGGGCUACCAGGGAGGCUGGGGAGGGUACGGCACCCCUGUCGACUAUGCAGCAGGGGCGCCGCCGCAGGCAGCAGCCUGUCAAGCGCAGCCUGGGUGGGCGGGUGCCAUGGGUGGGAUGCCUGCACCCCACCCGCUGCUGCCGCCAGGCAUCGGCAUUGCCCCAGUGGGCGCCAGCCCCGCCGCAGCCAUUGCGCAGCAGCAGGCGGCAGCGGCGCGGCAGCAGAUGUGGAUGGCGCAGCAGCAGGCGCAGCAGGCGGCGGCGCGGCAGGCAUUCCUGAUGCGUGCAGCGGCGACGCAGCAGCAGCAGGUGGCGAUGAUGGGAGGCGUGACGCCGCCUGGAGCGAUAGGCGCCAUACAGCAGCAGCAGCAGCAGCUCUACUCUCCCGCUGUGACGCCGGGGAUCAACAUGCACAUGGCACGGCAGCAGCAGCAGCUGCAGCAAGGGGCGGCAGCGUCGGGCGUCCCGCCGGCUGAGGUGUUGGCGGAGCGGUUACGGCGGGAGCACUUUGAUUGCAUCUAUUGCUCCGACCUGCUGCGUGCCACGGAAACAGCAGAGGUGGUGGCGGCAGCACGCUGUCUGGGUGGCGGCAAUGCCAGCAGCAACGCAGCAGCAGCGGGGACAGCAGUGCGGCCCGAUCCUUUGCUGCGGGAGCGGUAUCUAGGGGUGCUGCAGGGUCUGACCCUUGCAGAGGCGCAGCAGCAGCAGCCAGAGGCUUUUGAGGCGCUCCAUGCACCCUCUUCCUCACCAUCUCAACCACUGCGCUACCCCGAGACUCUAGCCCAGCUGGAAGCGCGGGCAGCGGCGGCAAUAGAAGGGCUGGCGGCACGGCACCCGGGGCAGCGGCUGCUGGUCAUCACGCACGGCGGCUUUCUGCACGCAGCCCAGAAGCGUGCCACCGGCGGCCACGUGAGCGGGCACAACCUCAACGCCGCCAUCAACACGAUACGGGUGGAGGCCAGGCAGCCGCGGGCCCUGUGGGCGGUAGUGCGGUGGGGGGAUGUGGAGCACCUGCGUGAGGUGGGGGCGCUGUCCAGCGCCUUUGGCGGCGGCUCGGAAGGAUGA
Chlorella variabilis is the source of this 3741-nucleotide messenger RNA. RefSeq lists its product as hypothetical. The coding region runs from base 1 to 3741 and encodes 1246 amino acids. Gene Ontology annotation, cellular component: cytosol; cytoplasm. The record is from RefSeq and is a predicted model, not a curated record. Gene Ontology annotation, molecular function: phosphatase activity. The transcript has 11 exons. Lineage: Eukaryota; Viridiplantae; Chlorophyta; Trebouxiophyceae; Chlorellales; Chlorellaceae.